This is a messenger RNA of Echinococcus granulosus, 1386 nucleotides long. Its product is annotated as Beta-adrenergic receptor kinase. Gene Ontology annotation, molecular function: G protein-coupled receptor binding; ATP binding; G protein-coupled receptor kinase activity. The coding region runs from base 1 to 1386 and encodes 461 amino acids. Lineage: Eukaryota; Metazoa; Platyhelminthes; Cestoda; Cyclophyllidea; Taeniidae. The transcript has 5 exons. The record is from RefSeq and is a predicted model, not a curated record. Gene Ontology annotation, biological process: G protein-coupled receptor signaling pathway; protein phosphorylation; regulation of signal transduction.
AUGGACGAUAUAUCCUGGCACCAAGAUGGAAACAGAGCCAGCAGAGAUCAAAGUGUUCCUGUGCUUCAAAUUCCAGACUCCUUUGAAGACUCUACAAAGGCCUUUUUGAUAGGUCUUCUUCAGACCAACAUCGAGGUUCGCCUUGGGUGUCAGGGACAGGGUUCAGAGGAACUGAUGACGCAUUCCUUCCUCUCAAAUAUGGACUGGGAGAUGGCAAAGCGUCAGCGACUCCAACCACCGUUAAUUCCUCCCCAGGGUGAGGUGAACGCUGCUGACGCCUUUGAAAUUGGCGCUUUUGAUGAAGAGGACACGCAGGGUAUUCGAUUGACAGAGGAGGACCAGCAAGUCUAUAAAGAAUUUGACGUGGUGAUAGCAGACCGGUGGCAACAUGAAAUGACCACCACCAUCUUCGAUGCGGUAAACGAGGACUUUGACCAGAUGGAAAGUAAAAGGCGCGCUAAGUUACAGCAGCGCCUAAAUCAACUAACCCAGACUCUUACAUCCCAACCUGAAGGCGAGACUACUUCAACUCUUACUGCCACGCCUUCAGCAUUGCCACAGUCACCCUUGUCGAGGUCGGCGUCGUCAACGGUGAUGGCGACGUCGCAGCAGAAGUCCUUGGACCACGAGGACAUUCCAAGUUGGCCUGCUGAACUGCUUCUCGAGUGGUGGAUCGAUCCGGAGAGGUAUGGCUGUGGGCCCUCAGAUUGCCUGGUGGAGAGUGAACUGCUACGACUUGGUGGACCCUUCCUUCACACAUGGCAGAAGAAACAUGUUCGUCUCUUCCCUAAUCGACUCGAAAUUUACACCAAAAAUCAGCACGGUAUACCGCUCAAGGGUGCCGAGGAUCAGAUAGUCGUGGACCAAUGGUUGAACGUACUUCUCCAGGCGUUCGAGGAUUCUAGCCAGGUCUUGAGUAGCAUGAGUCGCAAGGUUUACUGGAUUUAUGGGAUUGACGAACCCAAGCUCUACGCACGAGCCUCACCCUCCUGUUCCAAUUCAACCCAACUUCCUCCGCCCCCUCCACCACCACUAGGGGUGACUCAGCCUGACCUAGCGACAAAACGGAAGCAAUUCCGACGCAUGCAGUCCUUCCAAACUGCCCUCACCUCCCGUAACUGGUCCCCUCCACCCCCUGCACCACCACCACCACCACCACCUGCGCCGAUAUCAAGUGCGUCGUCAGCAUCGCAGCCGCCGGCGGUUGCAGAGACGACGAGUGCGCGUCGUGUUAUUCUCAAGAACCUGAACAAAAUGGGCUUCUCUCGCAGUCAGGAUAUAUCCAGCCCUCUCCUACCACCACGACCGCCUUCGCCACUGCUGGAGUGUACAAAAUCAUCGCCCGCUGCUGGUAAUAGUGGUGGUGGUCAUCACAAACAGGCUUAG